Messenger RNA from Homo sapiens (human), 9937 nucleotides. RefSeq names its product hedgehog interacting protein (gene HHIP). The record is from RefSeq and is marked reviewed. Gene Ontology annotation, cellular component: cell surface; plasma membrane; extracellular region. Gene Ontology annotation, biological process: skeletal system morphogenesis; negative regulation of signal transduction. Lineage: Eukaryota; Metazoa; Chordata; Mammalia; Primates; Hominidae. The coding region runs from base 521 to 2623 and encodes 700 amino acids. The transcript has 13 exons.
AUGAGAGGCUGUGUGAGAAGCUGCAGCCGCCGGCAGAGGAGACCUCAGCAUCAUCUAGAGCCCAGCGCUGGCCCUGCCUCCGCCUGCCCCGCCGCCGCCGUCGCCGUUUCUGUUCCUGCUACUGUCCCACCUAAACAACUCCCGUUACACGGACAAGUGAACAUCUGUGGCUGUCCUCUCCUUUUCUUCCUCCUCUUCCAACUCCUUCUCCUCCUCCCACUUCCCAGCCGCAGCAGAAAGCCCCCAACCCAACUGACACUGGCACAACUGCAAACGGUGUCAUCCGCACAACUUUAUCUCGCUCCUCGGGCUCCCCUAAGGCAUUGGACCCAUCGCCGCGUCUUUUAUUUUUUGCAAAGUUGCAUCGCUGUACAUAUUUUUGUCCCCGCCACCUCCCUCUGUCUCUGGAGUGCCCUACAGCCCCGCAAACUCCUCCUGGAGCUGCGCCCUAGUGCCCCUGCUGGGCAGUGGCGUUCCCCCCCAUCCUCCCGCGCCCAGCCCCUGCUGCUCUGGGCAGACGAUGCUGAAGAUGCUCUCCUUUAAGCUGCUGCUGCUGGCCGUGGCUCUGGGCUUCUUUGAAGGAGAUGCUAAGUUUGGGGAAAGAAACGAAGGGAGCGGAGCAAGGAGGAGAAGGUGCCUGAAUGGGAACCCCCCGAAGCGCCUGAAAAGGAGAGACAGGAGGAUGAUGUCCCAGCUGGAGCUGCUGAGUGGGGGAGAGAUGCUGUGCGGUGGCUUCUACCCUCGGCUGUCCUGCUGCCUGCGGAGUGACAGCCCGGGGCUAGGGCGCCUGGAGAAUAAGAUAUUUUCUGUUACCAACAACACAGAAUGUGGGAAGUUACUGGAGGAAAUCAAAUGUGCACUUUGCUCUCCACAUUCUCAAAGCCUGUUCCACUCACCUGAGAGAGAAGUCUUGGAAAGAGACCUAGUACUUCCUCUGCUCUGCAAAGACUAUUGCAAAGAAUUCUUUUACACUUGCCGAGGCCAUAUUCCAGGUUUCCUUCAAACAACUGCGGAUGAGUUUUGCUUUUACUAUGCAAGAAAAGAUGGUGGGUUGUGCUUUCCAGAUUUUCCAAGAAAACAAGUCAGAGGACCAGCAUCUAACUACUUGGACCAGAUGGAAGAAUAUGACAAAGUGGAAGAGAUCAGCAGAAAGCACAAACACAACUGCUUCUGUAUUCAGGAGGUUGUGAGUGGGCUGCGGCAGCCCGUUGGUGCCCUGCAUAGUGGGGAUGGCUCGCAACGUCUCUUCAUUCUGGAAAAAGAAGGUUAUGUGAAGAUACUUACCCCUGAAGGAGAAAUUUUCAAGGAGCCUUAUUUGGACAUUCACAAACUUGUUCAAAGUGGAAUAAAGGGAGGAGAUGAAAGAGGACUGCUAAGCCUCGCAUUCCAUCCCAAUUACAAGAAAAAUGGAAAGUUGUAUGUGUCCUAUACCACCAACCAAGAACGGUGGGCUAUCGGGCCUCAUGACCACAUUCUUAGGGUUGUGGAAUACACAGUAUCCAGAAAAAAUCCACACCAAGUUGAUUUGAGAACAGCCAGAGUCUUUCUUGAAGUUGCAGAACUCCACAGAAAGCAUCUGGGAGGACAACUGCUCUUUGGCCCUGACGGCUUUUUGUACAUCAUUCUUGGUGAUGGGAUGAUUACACUGGAUGAUAUGGAAGAAAUGGAUGGGUUAAGUGAUUUCACAGGCUCAGUGCUACGGCUGGAUGUGGACACAGACAUGUGCAACGUGCCUUAUUCCAUACCAAGGAGCAACCCACACUUCAACAGCACCAACCAGCCCCCCGAAGUGUUUGCUCAUGGGCUCCACGAUCCAGGCAGAUGUGCUGUGGAUAGACAUCCCACUGAUAUAAACAUCAAUUUAACGAUACUGUGUUCAGACUCCAAUGGAAAAAACAGAUCAUCAGCCAGAAUUCUACAGAUAAUAAAGGGGAAAGAUUAUGAAAGUGAGCCAUCACUUUUAGAAUUCAAGCCAUUCAGUAAUGGUCCUUUGGUUGGUGGAUUUGUAUACCGGGGCUGCCAGUCAGAAAGAUUGUAUGGAAGCUACGUGUUUGGAGAUCGUAAUGGGAAUUUCCUAACUCUCCAGCAAAGUCCUGUGACAAAGCAGUGGCAAGAAAAACCACUCUGUCUCGGCACUAGUGGGUCCUGUAGAGGCUACUUUUCCGGUCACAUCUUGGGAUUUGGAGAAGAUGAACUAGGUGAAGUUUACAUUUUAUCAAGCAGUAAAAGUAUGACCCAGACUCACAAUGGAAAACUCUACAAAAUUGUAGAUCCCAAAAGACCUUUAAUGCCUGAGGAAUGCAGAGCCACGGUACAACCUGCACAGACACUGACUUCAGAGUGCUCCAGGCUCUGUCGAAACGGCUACUGCACCCCCACGGGAAAGUGCUGCUGCAGUCCAGGCUGGGAGGGGGACUUCUGCAGAACUGCAAAAUGUGAGCCAGCAUGUCGUCAUGGAGGUGUCUGUGUUAGACCGAACAAGUGCCUCUGUAAAAAAGGAUAUCUUGGUCCUCAAUGUGAACAAGUGGACAGAAACAUCCGCAGAGUGACCAGGGCAGGUAUUCUUGAUCAGAUCAUUGACAUGACAUCUUACUUGCUGGAUCUAACAAGUUACAUUGUAUAGUUUCUGGGACUGUUUGAAUAUUCUAUUCCAAUGGGCAUUUAUUUUUUAUCCUGUCAUUAAAAAAAAAAGACUGUUAUCCUGCUACACACUCCUGUGAUUUCAUUCUCUUUUAUUAAUUUAAAAAUAAUUUCCAGAAAUGUGCAGAUCCUCUGUGUGUAUGUCAGCAUGUUUGUUCACAUAUGCACAUACACAUACUCAUAACCCCUAUAUGCGUUGUUGCAUAACAGAUGAUUUUUUAAAAUAUAUACUUCCUUAUGCAAAGUAAUUUACACAGAAAUUCCAUUGUAAAUUGAUAAUGGAUUUUUUAUGUUACUAGAAGAGAUUAUUUGACUUCCCAGGAAUUUUCUGUCUGUAAUCACUAAAGUCAACUUUAAUAGAGUUUUGAAACAGUACUGUGCAAUCCGAUGGAUCUAAUUAAAAAAAAGGCAAUAUUUUUAUAUUAAAGUACUAUACUAGGAGAGAAUGUUUCAGAACUCCCUGAUGAAUUUCUAAGUGAGCAACUUGAUAUAAAAUUGUAAUCUUCAUUUUUGUCAGUGUAUCCAGUUACAGAAUGCUACACACUUACCUUUUUAUUGGCUGAGAAAUCUGGUUAUUUCAUCUUAAUCUCAAGAUUGUUUUCAAGUGUUUUAUAAUUAAAUCAUAAUAGCAUAUUUUAAAAUCAAUCUUCCUAAAAGGUCUGCUUUUAUUGUAUAUUUUAUUUAACAAUAGGCACUGGGUUUGUGUUACAUAUUUAUAUAUUUUAUUUUAUUUUUAUAAUAUAGACAUCACCUAGAUGAAACACCUUUACCCUGUCCUGUAAAACACUAAAGUUACAUUUUUCACCAACUUAAUUGGAAAGAAGGGGAGUGAGAAAGCAAACAGUCUUUAAUGUGCUGUGGAUCUAAUCUAGCAAGGUAUCCUUGUGCCAACAUGUAAUCAUUAACGACGGAUGAAAAAGCAAGAAAACAGCCAAUCCUUAUAAAAUUCCAGCAUUAAACAUUUGUAAAGUGCUUUUCACCAUAGCAAGACUGUCAGAGUCUAUGUUAUUAGAAUGUUGCAGAUUUCCACUGAAUCGAACCUCACUGGAGAAGAGCUCACUUGUUUUUAAAAAUCUUGGCUAUGUAAGCUGUCACCUGUACAAAUUUUUAACAUAAUAAUUCUUGCCAAAUAUGACUUUAAAUGUACGUGUUCCUUCAGAACUCAAUGAAAAUACUCUUUGGCUAAUGUAUCAAUAAAUUUUCUGUAAAUGUUCUGUUCAGGGUUUUACAGAGAUGACAUGUUCUGACUUAAAACUGCAAAAAGUCUAGUAGAUAUUUUUCUUCAUGGUUUUCAAAGCCAGCUCUCCACGUUUGGAUUUUAACAAAAUAUAAGGCCUCUUUGCACUAGUGAAAAAACACGUCUACUCAUGACAAGUGCACACCCACUAUGGCUGUCCUUCUUCUGUAAACAUCCAUUCCUCUAGAAUCUAAAUUGUAGAGCAGUAUAGAUUAUGCAGCGCCAGCUGACUUUCUAAACCUUCUCCUUACCUUUAGGAAUACAAGCCUCAAUUUAAAAAAUAUAUUGUAGCUAGUAUUUCUCUAUUGUUUUAAGGUGAGAGAUUUGCAAUUAAAGCCCAGUAAGCAUUUAUAUAGAAGCCACAAUGUAGAAAGAUUGGUUAAGUACACUGCUCUUGUCUUCCAUAUAUGAUUACUUAAGUUUCAAGUGACCUCAUGCCAAAUGGAAAUGGGUUGAGAAAUCUUGGUUCAGUGCUUAGUGAACAAUAGCCUGCAUUAAAAAGUGCAUGCAUAAUUUUGCACAAUUUAGAUUCAAUUGACAGUCUAUUCAAAGAAGUCUCAGGAUUAAAUGAGCAUGGAGACCAAAUUGCCCUCUUACCCCAGAAAAGGGGUGGUCCCUUCUAGUCACACUAACACUUCAUUGGCCCAACAGUGUGACAAAUCUUGCAAUGAACCAUGCAGUAGCCUGCAUCUGUAGGUUAAUAGCAAUCUUUUGUCUCCAUUGCUUUCUCUUCAUAGCCCUUUUACUGAAUUCCAUCACAGAAAGUUUUACAAUUAAAAAAAAAUGUCCUGACAACCAUUUUUGUAAAUGGACCUUACCAUCUAAUUGUCCCUUAUUCAACGUGGGUGACAUUAACAAAAUGUGAACUUCUUGUGAGGGAGCCAGCUGUCUAAAUCUGUCAAAUCGUGCAGUUUUAUUACACAUUCUCCAAUUCUUCCUAGUUUCCCUGAAAACAAUAAGGAUACUGCUAUAUAUUCAGUAAAAUCUAAAAAAAUCAAGCAUUACUUCUUACAUCUUUAAACUUUCCAUCUCCUCCCCAAAAUAAAAGGUGUUCUAUUGCCAUUAGUUCUACUGUUUUAAAAUAUCUAUAUUAAGUUGACCAGGCCCAGAUUUUUUAUACAGCUUUUUCCCAAGUGAAAGAUUUUCAAGUGACUUAGAAAAACAUAUGUGCCCCAGGUGUCAUUGCCUUUUCUUUUGUGAGUCAUUAGAAUGAAAGGCCAAGUUCUUCUCAAGAGAAGAUAGCAAGAUCCACGGAUAUUAAGCCAAGCAAAGAAAGUAAAAUCAUUGGAGUCAUUUCUUUCUGUUCUUAGGAGAAAAGUAGAUAGCACUGGCUAAUUGAUGGCAACAUAUUUUAAAUUAAGUGGUCAAUUCAAAAAUUCUCUUUGACCUUUUCUUUCAAGUAGAUUUUUUUAAAUGCAUGACUGGAGAAUUAUCUUCAAUGAUUCAUGAUGAGAGGCAGGUAGGAAUUGGUUAAGAAGUAUGAGCAGGAAAAAAUUAUUGUUUAAUCACAUGAAAGGCAACAUCUGUUCAGUUCAUAAAGCACACAGUCUCGAAUGGAAGAAAAAAAGGUCCUUCGUAAGAAUACUGAUGCAUAAGAUAAAGACGAAAUAAUGAAAAAGAAAAAUGUAUAUUAUUAUUCCCUUGUCCAUUCUCAAGUUUAAGCUGCGGUUGUCAGUUGAAUGUGAAAUGAUGUUAUAGUUGUUUUAAAUGGUUGGAAAUAACCUUUCUACUACUGUUUCUGCCACACUGUUGUCCUGGUUCAUAGAACCUUGUUUUCUUGACAGUUAUUUAAGGUAAUAAAAGGAACACAAUUUGGCAGAUCUUUAAGUGAAAGAGAGAAAAAAUUUAAGAAAUUGAGUGAUGGCUAAAAGUAAGUGCUUCCAUCCAUAACUUUUCUUCUUGGAUUUUUUUCAAUGUAAUUAUUGUAAAAUAUAUUUUUUUAUUUUAUCAUGAAGAAUACUCGGAAGGUUUCUCAGAUUAAUGAGUAUCUCAUAAAGAGUAGAGAAACCAACACAUACAAUAUAUACACACAACCUAAAUAGAAAACUAUUUUCUUUGUCAUUUGCAUGCCCCAGAGAAGUUACUUCUUCCCUAUUUAUUUCUUUGAAAAUAAUUACAAAAUAGUAUACUAACAAUUUUAAUCCAUUUGCUGUUUUUUUUUUUUUUUUGGUUUCUUUUUUUUUUUUUUUGAGACGGAGCCUUGCUAUGUUGCCCAGGCUGCAGAGCAGCACAAUCUCAGCUCACUACAACCUCCGCCUCCCGGGUUCAAGCAAUUCUCCUGCCUCAGCCUCCCAAGUAGCUGGGAUUACAGGUGCCCGCCACCACACCCGGCUAAUUUUUUUGUGUUUUUAGUAGAGACAGGGUUUCACCAUGUUGGCCAGGCUGAUUUCAAACUCCAGACUUCAAGUGAUCCAGCCCCCCAGGCCUCCCAAAGUGCUAGGAUUACAGGCGUGAGCCACCAUGCCCAGCUUCCAUUUGCUUUUGAUAUUGUUUUUAUCUCUGAGUUACAAACUAUACAAGCUUACCAGGUAUAAGGUUAGAUGCUACAUCUAGGAGCAUUCAAGAUAUACAUUAAUUUAAACUUUUAUUAGUCUAACUUUCUGUUAAGUCUCUUAGCUUUGAAACAUAAAAGAGAAAUCAAGCCCAAAUUUUUAGAGGAAGGCUAAGGUAUACUAUUGGCAGUUGUAGUUUUAAUUGUAAUUGACUGAUUAACCAAGUAAUUUAUAAAAUGUUACCUAUACUGUCAGUGUUCACCUCCUCUCCCUCCCUCCUUCUCUCUCUCUCUCCCCCUCUCGCUCUCUCGGCUAAUAUAUAUGUGUAUGUGUAUAUAUAUAUGUAUGUAUAUAUAUACACACACACACACACAUACAUACAUACAUACAUAUAUUCUUUUUCCUUUUAACCACUUCCCUCUCCUACAUUUUCUAUUGGUUUUGCCUAAAUAGACAUGUUCUCAAUACACCCAUGUUGAAGGUAUCCUGGGCUAGAUUGCUGUUGAUUUUGCUGGUUAUGAUCUUUUCUUUGUUUUUCUGAAAAAUAGCCUCUCUUGAUUCCACAUUUUCUCAAAUUCUAUAUAACAAAUAAUAGUGGAUAGUAAACAAAUGACAUACUAGGCUGAUCUAUUACAAUCAUUGAAAGAAAUAAGGAAGAGCAGAAAUCACUAACAGUCCAGAGGCUCCAAUUCAGCUGCUCUAGCAUAGAUACAGGAAAGACAUGGAGAAUAACACUGGGGUUAGCUAACAGCAGGGAAAGUUAGUAGCUAUUUCCUAGCCAAGGAACAACCUUCUCUAUGGAAUAAUUUUAAGAAAAUUAUUCCAAAUCUGUGAGGAAAAAAUAAGAAGCAGUUCCUCAAUGGAGACUUUAUAAAUCUUAAUUUCCUCACCCCUGGGAUGAGAUUUGAAGUUGCAGAGGACUCAGACCAAAGUCCCAUGGCAGAAAAUGUACAUAUUUUUAAACUACUCCCAGGAAGUAAACUAGUACUGUGAAUGCUGGCAAUACCAUCAGAAAGUUUAUCUUUAAAAUACCUAAAAAUAAAUAUAUAUUUGCUAUCUUAUCCUCUUUUUGUCACACAAACAUAAAUUGGUCAUAUAUAUAUUUAUAUAUAUGGUUAUAUAUAUUUGGUUAUAUAUAUAUCUUUAUAUAUAUAUCUUAUAUAUAUAUCUUUUUAUAUAUAUCUUAUAUAUAUAUCUUUUUAUAUAUAUCUUAUAUAUAUAUCUUUAUAUAUAUCUUAUAUAUAUAUCUUAUACAUAUAAGAUAUAUGUAUAUAUAUAUACAUUAUAUAUAUAUAAUAUAUAUAUAUUAUAUAUAUAUAAUAUAUAUCUUAUAUAUAUAUAUAUCUUAAUACAUAUAUAUAACCAUGGAACCUGCCAAACACUAAUCCUAGCCAACUUCAAUCCUUCUUUCUCUUAACUAUCUUCUCUGAAUAAGUUCUGGACUUCACCUUAAAAUAAGUUUUUAGGAGAGUAAUAUAUAUUCAUGGGAUUGUGAGGGAGCAUUGUAGAGCUGUUUUCUUCUCAGUCAUAGUGGUGGUUUUCCUAGCUGCUAUGGAAAGGUUUGUUCACUUAUGAGAUUAGGACUUUUCUUAAAUUCCUCAUUAAAUAUGAACCUAAGGCAUACCCAUCAUUUACCUUGAUUCCCAUAUAAUUUGUAUAAGUCAUAUAUAAGUCCAUUGACAAAAUAAAAAAAUAAAUAAUUGGAUUCCUUGUAUCAACAGAAAGCCUUGUGCUUAAAACCUGUUAUUCUUCUUUGAGCCAGACUAAACAGUAACAUUUACAAAAUGGUAUCAGCUCAACAUUAAAUCUAAGGUUACUUCUCACAUACAUCAUAAAGUCAGCCAUCAUCUUUCAUUUAGGAUUUCUUGGGGUUUUCUUUUUGCAUAUAUAGAUUAUGUAUUACUUAAAUCCAAAAUACAUGUGUGUAUAUAUAUACAUAUAUAUGUAACUUAAUAUAAAUGUUUGAUGAGUUAUCUCAAUUGACUAUAAUCUUCUAAGUCAAAAAGAAAACAUUUAAGUACAUAAUAUAAAAAGAACUGAACAUUAACAGUAAUGGGAAAUUCAUAAUGGCUAAAUAUGAAAUAAGCUUUGUCUUUGCAGUUACAAACUAAUUCUUGUACAUUUUCCUUUUCACUAAAAAAAUAACUAAUUGAUAGUUUCCAUUCACAUGAACAAGUUAUAAUCAGGUUUGGGAUAGUAUGCCCAAAACCUAUGUUUCUUUACUUUAUAUUCUUAAAAUCUGAGACAUGAUUUUUCUGGAACAAAUUAAGAUUUCAUGUACAAUAGAGUCCCUUUCCUAAUACUGUUAUGAAGAAACCAAGUUGACUACCUUAUGAGAGAUCAGAUAUUUCCCUUAUCUCAUUAUAUUCACAGCAUAUGUUUGGACAUGCGUUUCACCAAGAACCAUGUAGUAAUAAGAUAAAUGGUAACUGAGGUACUAUGGAAUUUUUAGAACUUGAUUCCCCAGGACAUGCUACAGUAAACUAAACUAUUUAUUCAAAAGUAACCCAACUAAUUAAAGUGAAAAAAAAUUGUUGAAUCACAAUGAACAAACAUAAAACAAUACUUAAAUGAGAAUUCUGUGUCUUUUUUGGUUUUAUCUGUGAUUUAUUUUGUCCAGUAUUAAGGAAUGGUUAUCUUUAUCAUUCUUCUAACAUGUUUUGGUUUCUCUAAUGGUUCAUUUUCCUUUAGCUUGUGAAAAUUAGGGCAGUUUGUCCAGAGCCUUACUCGCAGGAGACACCAGACCCAACCCAUGCUUAGAUUUCUGUUAAUAAAAGGGAGAAGGGUAUUUGAAUAGGUAGUAAAGGCAGGUACAAGUUUAAGGGAGCAGGGCUAUCAUAUGUACUAGGUGAGAUUUCUAUAAAUGUCUGAAAAGUUACAUGCAUAGUCAUUGGCUCAGGUAAUUUCUCUGAAUUUGAACUUAUUUGAUUUAUUUAACCAAGUUAUUAUAAUAUGCAGUUCUCUUUAAUCAAUCUUCUAUUAUUCAAUCAUCUAUCCAUUUAUUAAUUCAACAAAUAUUUAUUAAAGUGCCUACCAUGAUUAUGUGCUGUAGAAAAGACAAGGACAUUUACUAGGGGGGGAUUGUGGGCCCAAUCGGCAUCAUAAGCAUGUCUGAAGCAAAAGACAAUAAUCACAUCCAACGGCACCAGUUCAGCUCAACUUUAGAAUUCAGCAGUAACAGUACAGAUGGCCUAAAGUACAUCUGUGUGUAUCUGUACGUGUGCACACACCCAUGUAUAUAUAUUUAUCUAUCUGUACAAACACUACAUAUGUAUACACACUAUCUAUGUAAAAUAUAAUAUAUGUAUAAUGCAUAUAAAUUCUAACAAGUGUAUUUGUGUUAUCUUUAAAAUAGAACAAUUGUAUCUUGAAGUGGUAAAUGCAGAGAAUUGGUUUUAUUGUUGAUCUGUGGAUUUAAUGAUUUCUAGGUGAAAAGGACGUUUAAGUGUACAAUUUCUUUUCUUAAUUUAAUAUAUUUAUGUAAAUGCAUGCCUGAAAUUUGGUUAGAUUGGCUGUGUUUUGUGUCUUUUAACAUGAUCAAAUGAUUAAACUUUAUCUUAUGACUUGA